AGGGUUUUACGUGCAAGAUCCAGGCUCUGCGUGAUAAGCUGUGGAUCUUCCUGGUUCAGUCUUUUUAUGCUGUUCGUCACACAGAAAGCUGGAAGCUCAUGAGCACAGAUGAUCAACAGAAAAUCCAAGCAGCUGCAUUUGACAAAGGUGAUGACCGAAGACUUGGCAAAAAGCCUAUAUUCAGUAGCUCCCAGCAAAGGAGACAAGUUUCUGAUUCUGGUGCUAUAAAAAACAAAUCUUGGAGGGGAAAUAACAAGAAAGAGUGUUGGAGUUAUCUCUCUACUAAUAAACAAAAGAUGAAAUCUGAUGGAUUAGGAGCAUCUGGACAGUCAUCAAGUACUAGUAUAAGUAAAACUUUGACUCAUGAUGCUUUAAAGGAAAAAGAUGGUACAAAAAUAGCAGCUAAAGUUACAAAAGAAUUAAAAACUGGGGGAAAAAAUGUCUCUGGAAAGCCCAAAUCUGUGAUAAAACCCCAAAAUGAAAACAUUGGUAACACAAGGUGGGAAAACAUGGCGCCUAAACAAGUUGGGGGAAGAUCAGCAAUGGCAGCAGCAACUGGACAGAAAACUUCAUUAAAUGGAAAAGGAGUGAGAAACCAGGAAGGGCACACUGCAGGUGCCAGACCCAAGGUACUCACUGGAAACUUAAAUGUGCAACCCAAAUCAAAGCCUUUGAAGAAAGUGACAGGCAAAGAUUCUCCAUGCCUGAGCAUCACAAGACCUUCCAGCAUGUCUACAAAUUCAAGUAUGGAACUAUCAAUUUCCACUGAAUGUUUGGAUGAACCAAAAGAAAACGGAUCAGUGGAAGAAGAAAAGCCUUCUGGUCACAAACUACCCAUUUAUGAUUCUCCAGGACAAACAGUGAAAAACAGUAUAAACAGUGUCAAAACCUCCACUGUAGCAGUAAAAUCUCGAGCUGUUUCAAGAGUUACUAAUGGAACUUCCAAUAAAAAAAGUAUUCAUGACCAAGAUUCUAAUACAAGCAACAGUGUACUAAAGAAAGUCAGUGCCAAAGGAUAUGGUGAUCCAGUACCACAGGCAAUUUUGAAGAAAAGAGGAAAUGGUAAUGGAUGUGCUACAGCUCAGCAGAAGACAAAGAGUACUCCGUCUAACCUUGUUAAAUCUCAAGGAACCUACGGAGAGUCAUCAAAUUCAGUAAAAUCUUCAGUAUCUUCAAGGCAGUCUGAUGAAAAUGUGACCAAGUUGGACCAUAAGGCAACUAUAGAUAAACAAACACCUAAGAGAAAAACUGCCAAGCAAGGACACACAACUUUGCCUAAGGGUACUGCAAAAGGAGUGGCAGUACCUAAAAACCUAAAUCAGUCGAAGAAAGGUGAAACUUUGAAUAAUAAAGAUUCAAAACAGAAAGUGCUUCCUGGACAGGUUAUAGUAAAAACUCAGCUUUCUCAAAGACCUUCAAAAAGUGAAAAAUCUAGUGUCCAAAAAAGUAUGUUUCAUGACAUACGUUGUAACAAUAAGGACAGUGUUUCUGAACAGAGUCCUCCCAAGCCUCUAAUUAAUCUCACAUCUGAAACCAACGAUGCAGAAACAUUCCAGUCAUCAUGUAGACCUGAUGCACAAAAGCCAUUAAACAAUCACGAGAAAGAGAAGCUAGUAUUAGAAUGCCAAAAUAUCUCAAAGCUGGAUAAAUCAUUAAAACAUGAACUGGAAUCAAAACAGAUUUGUUUAAUAAAAAGGGAAGCAAAAUUCCCUAAUCACAAGGAAACAGAUGGUUGCAGUGCAGCUGACAUACAUUGUCAUUCUGAUGGGAGUGGUCGUAUAGAUGCAAAAUUUCAUAGCACUACUGCCCCCAAAUCCAUGAUUUCAAAUCCAAAUGAAAAUUCCUUGAACUCUAAUCCAAUUUGUGAUUUAGACUCAAGAAAUUCAGGGCAAAUCCACAUAAUAUCAGACAGGGAGAACCAAAUAGAGAGAAAAGAUACGAACAAAAAAUCAAGCAUUAAAUGUGUGAGAGAUGUGUCAUGUUGUGCUCCUGAAAAGACAAAUAUAACCUUAAAUUCUGUUCAAAAUGACAGAAAAUCUACAAUUGAUGUAGAAGAAAUGAUAAUUCCUAGUCAGUUGCCUGAUGAUUCUGCUAUGAAUGAAGACAAACUUGCCGCGGCAGACUCAGAUAUUUCCUCCAGAUGUUUUUUGGGACACCUAUCAGGAAAAAAUUCUCCUAAAAAUAUGGAAACAUUGGAAUCUCCAGAGAGCCAUGAAACUCCAUAUGUGGGUCCCUGGAAUUUGAAUACCAGUGUUCUGCUUCAGAGGGAGAGUCCUGAAUCUGACACUGGCAGUGCUACCACAUCGUCUGAUGACAUAAAGCCCAGAUCUGAAGACUAUGAUGCUGGGGGGUCUCAGGAUGAUGAUGGGUCAAAUGACAGAGGUAUUUCCAAAUGUGGCACUAUGCUGUGCCAUGAUUUUCUUGGAAGAAGUAGCAGUGAUACUAGUACUCCUGAAGAAUUAAAAAUUUAUGAUAGUAACUUAAGAAUUGAAAUAAAAAUGAAAAAACAAAGUAGUAGUGAUCUUUUCCAAGUUAAUUCGACAAGCGAUGAUGAGAUUCCAAGAAAAAGGUCAGAAAUUUGGUCUCGAUCUGGAAUAGCCCACCCUAGAGAAAAGGAAAAUAUUCCACGAGGCAGUGUCCAGUUUGCUCAGGAAAUAGAUCAGAUUUCUUCUUCGGCAGAUGAAACAGAAGAUGAGAGGUCUGAAGCUGAAAAUGUUGCAGAAAAUUUCUUGCUAUCUAAACCAGCUCCUCAGCAGUUUCAGGGAAUCAUUAAUUUAGCUUUUGAAGAUGCAACUGAAAAUGAAAGUCGUGAGUUUUCUGCAACUAAAAAAUUUAAAAGGUCAGUUUUGCUUUCAGUAGAUGAAUGUGAAGAACUGGGAUCUGAUGAAGGAGAAGUCCAUACCCCCUUUCAGCCUUCUAAAGAUUCUUUUUCACCUUCUGAUGUUUUUGAUGGCAUUUCUCAGGAACAUCAUGGAAGGACCUGCUAUUCCAGAUUCUCACAAGAAAGUGAAGAUAGUGUUUUAGAAUGUAAGCAACAAGAUAAAGGUAAUAGCGUAUAUAAAAAUGAAAGCACUCUCUUCAAUCUCAGUAGCACUGAUUCUUUGAGAAGAGAUAAACAGAGUAUUUCAAGCACAGGAAAAAAGAACACAAUCGAUGUCUUGUCCAACAGAGGCAGACACCUUCUUCCAGAAGAUAAAAAAUUAAACAGUGGAAGCAGUAUGGAUAAUGACUUACAGCAAUGCCGCAAACUCUUGGAUGGUGACGUAAAAUCUCAAGGAAGACCAUGUCAUUUGGAGCUUCAUCAAAGAGAACCCAAUUCCGACAUACCAAAGAACAGCUCUACGAAAUCUCUUGACUCCUUUUGGAGUCAAGUUCUGCCUCAGGAAGGUCAAGUGAAAGAGAGCCAUUCUACAGCUACUGAAAAAGCUAAAAUUGCUUUAUCUGCAGGAGACAUAAGUGAUUGUGACACACUGGCACAAACCUGCAUAUAUGACCACCGGCCUUCAAAAACCCUCUCUCCAAUAUAUGAGAUGGAUGUAAUAGAAGCAUUUGAGCAGAAAAUGGAAUCAGAAACACACGUUACAGAUAUGGAUUGUGAAGAUGAUCACCACUUUGCAAAACAAGAUUGGACGCUAUUAAAGCAGCUGCUCUCAGAACAGGACGCAAACUUAGACGUUACAAACUCUGUUCCUGAAGACUUAAAUUUAGCACAGUAUCUCAUCAAUCAGACACUACUUUUAGCACGGGACAGCUCAAAACCUCAGGGUAUAGCACAUAUUGACACUUUGAACAGAUGGAGCGAACUAACAUCUCCGCUUGAAGACUCCUCAGCGAGCAUUACUAUGGCGAGUUUUUCCUCUGAAGAUUGUUCACCUCAAGGGGAAUGGACAAUUCUAGAACUGGAAACUCAGCAUUAAGAUUGUUAACACUUAGCCGGGCAUU
Molecule: messenger RNA, 3942 nt
Organism: Otolemur garnettii (small-eared galago)
Lineage: Eukaryota; Metazoa; Chordata; Mammalia; Primates; Galagidae
Product: KIAA1107 ortholog
Exons: 7
Coding region: 99-3917 (1272 amino acids)
Cellular component (GO): synaptic vesicle; neuron projection terminus
Source: RefSeq, a predicted model, not a curated record